Messenger RNA from Procambarus clarkii (red swamp crayfish), 4241 nucleotides. Its product is annotated as limbic system-associated membrane protein. Gene Ontology annotation, biological process: synapse organization. Gene Ontology annotation, cellular component: neuron projection membrane. The record is from RefSeq and is a predicted model, not a curated record. NCBI's taxonomy places the organism in Eukaryota, Metazoa, Arthropoda, Malacostraca, Decapoda, Cambaridae.
AGGCCUCACCCGGUCAGAGGUGUUGCAAGCGGAGACAGGAUAGUGUUGCUAGCAACAUCGCCCCUACACUCGGGUUCAACUACGCGGUUAUCCCCUACCGCGUUCGUUCACAGAGAUAAAACUUAUAAUGUGUUGCCUGUGAUGAACAAAGCCAAUUAUCAAUGAUACUUCUGAAAGUAACUUAUUGUGAAUGAGAGAAAACUGUGAUUUAUUAUUAGUCAAUGGAAAUGUUGAAAUUAGUAUAGGUUAAUAAGGUGCGUUAAAUAUUAAUUUAUUGAAUUAUAAAUGUUGACUUACUAAUCAACAUUGACGAGUGAACUCAAUACUUUUCUUAUGAACAAUAGCCAAUAAUGUGUUUAGCACGAUAUUAAUAAUUUAGUUAUAUUUUCAUUAUCCAAAUGAAGAUGUGAUUCGUUUGUUUUCGUCAUUUGCUUCAUCCUGUAAACAAACUAUAACUAGUGAAGUAAACUAAAGCUUCAUGUAGACAAAUCGUGAAUCAGGAGCAAUAUUUCAAUACAUGACGCGCUUUUGAAGUGAAUAUGUUUCAUAUACCUAUAAAUAGGCUGAGCAGGAAAAACGAGACAUUGUCUUAACUUGAGAGUGAGAACAAAUACACGAAGGCAGUUGUGGACCUCGCUAACAAGGUGUGGAGCUCGCUAGCAAGGUGUGGAGCUCGCUAACAAGGUGUGGAGCUCGCUAACAAGGUGUGGAGUUCGCUAGCAAGGUGUGGAGUUCGCUAGCAAGGUGUGGAGCUCGCUAGCAAGGUGUGGAGCUCGCUAACAAGGUGUGGAGCUCGCUAGCAAGGUGUGGAGUUCGCUAGCAAGGUGUGGAGCUCACUAACAAGGUGUGGAGCUCUCCAGCAAGGUGUGGAGUUCGCUAGCAAGGCGUGGAGCUCGCUAGCAAGGUGUGGAGCUCGCUAACAAGGUGUGGAGCUCUCUAGCAAAGUUGUGGAACUCGCUAGCAAGGUGUGGAGCUCGCUAACAAGGUGUGGAGCUCUCUAGCAAGGUUGUGGAACUCGCUAACAAGGUGUGGAGUUCACUAACAAGGUGUGGAGCUCACUAACAAGGUGUGGAGCUCGCUAGCAAGGUUGUGGAGCUCGCUAGCAAGGUGCGGAGCUCACUAACAAGGUGUGGAGCUCGCUAGCAAGGUGUGGAGUUCGCUAGAAAGGUCUGAAGCUCACUAACAAGGUAUGGAGCUCGCUAACAAAGCUCGCUGACAAUAUGUAGGCCACUCUAACGAUAUGUGGACCUCACUAACACGUGUGUACGACCUUAACGAUGUGUACUGUGUUUGUGGGCACUUCGCUCCCAUAAAGUGCGUGCCUAGUGUACUGGCUCGUACUGAGAGACACCGUCAAGUUCUCUCAAACUAGACUGUGCUGACAGGAAACAAAUAAUUAUCUUCUGUCUUUCUGGACCCAACUGCGUAGAUUAAAAAUAUGAGCGCUUCUGCUACCCAGGACUUGUGAACAGACCUGAAAAGACCAUGACCCUGCCGGGAAGAGACUAGAGAACUGCCAUGAAGAUGGAGAGACGAAAAACCAACGUCUCCCCCACCUCCUUCUCCAGUGACACGGUCCUCCCGAAGUGUAUCUAAUUUCUAGUCAACUUAUGCAGUCAAUGUGACUGGCUGACUGGUUGAAGGAGAGGCAUCGGUGGUCUCCCCACACUUUCCAGUGGUGCGAGUCCUUGGUGUCGAGUUGGGGCCAGAUGGGACCAAGUCUGCAGCCCUUACUGCUUCCUGUGGCGGUGGCGACGCUGCUAGUGGCGGUGGCUGGAGAUGGGGUGGUGGGCCCCGGGCAGCUGGAAGUGGAGGUGGGCGGCGGGGCGUUGGGCGGCGGUGUGGGAGAGACAGUGGCCAACAACAGUCACGUCAAUGUCUUGCCUGGGGAGGACGCCAAGCUCGCCUGCCCCAUCCCCUCCGACGUAUACGGCUCGAGAGUAUCUUGGCUCAGACGGAAAGAUAUGCAACUCUUGGCUAUCAGCGAGAUGCAGUAUACAAGCGACCACCGCAUCUUUGUCUCCCACUCCAGACACUCCCACAAGAAGGACUCAAGGCAUACUCAGAUGUGGUUUCUUCACAUACGGAACGUGACGAAGAAUGACGAAGGAGAAUACGAGUGCCAGACGUCCACACAUCCCCCUAUGUCUUUUAUGACCUUCCUCAAAGUGCAGACGGCCCGAAGCGAAAUGCAAGGUUCUGCAGAGCGUAUGGUGGCAGCGGGGAGCAGCUUACAGCUUGUGUGUACUUUCAAAGAUGCUUCAAACACACCUCCCUAUGUUUUCUGGUACCAAGACUCUAGGAUGAUCAACUACGACACUGCCAGGGGCGUCCAUAUCAACUCCGACCAGGAGCACAGCAUCCUGACGGUGUCGUCGGUGUUAGAUGAACACGCUGGGAACUACACCUGCAGCCCUGCCAACGCCAGCCCCUCCUCCGUCCUCGUGCACGUCGUGGUUGAGACGACGGAUCCUGGGCUAAGUCGCCGUGGUCAGAAGGAGGUCGGGGAGGCGGAGAAAACGCCAGUGCGGCAACUCGGGGUUAAGAGUGCCUCUUCGGCUGGCCCUCGCGUCCUACCUCAGACACUGGCACUAUUCUUGCUGGCCCUCCUCCUCCUCGACGCCCUCACGUUCCCCAGGGUCUUCCAGCGUAGCUUGUAGAGCGCCGGCAAUCUGCCCGAAGCCUCCUUGUUGAGGCUUCUAUCAACGUGCCGAUGUGAUAAGCCUCGGUUUAAGGAUCUUGGCACCAGUGUAGUGCUUAGUGCCACAUAGUCCGUAUACUUUCAUAUACUACGAUGGAAAAAAUAUAUAUACAGUUGUAUAUAAACACGAAAUUUAUACAUAAUAAAACUGUUUGCGGAAACAAAAUAAAAAUAGCCACACUUUUAUAUUCGAAUGGUGUGAGGUCUUUCUGAUAAUGUGCAUUUUGAGUGCGACAUCGUGGACAUAUUGAAAACAUCGGUGACGCUUACUUUGAGAGAAAAACAGAUACUCCUUUUUUUUAGUAUUCAGUGAAACAUUGACCUCGUUUGGAAUGACUCCACUACACAUUUGGAGUUCAAUGACCCAGUGACACUGACAUAAAUACUCUCUCUUAUUGAUGUUCACUUGAUCUGUAGUCAAUGGCUUGUUAAUCAUGAGUAUUUAGGUUCUUCCGAGUUCGCUGCAGCUGCUCUUUACCGGCAGAGGAACAGCAAUGCUCUUUCGCACGAGUACAACCCAUCUCGUCACAACGGGCACGACAAUAUCCGUGAACACGGGUUAUAUACAGUGUUGAUGUUUACCUGUGUUGCUCGUCAUGACAAAAGUGUGGAGUGUACAUUUAAAGGUGUAUUAAUGGGAAAUUUGUUGUAUUCAUACGCUGUAUAAUACCUUUUUUACACAAAAAAGGAGUUCCUAUUGUCUUAAAAGUGUGAAAUACUGGAAUGAGCUGAGAUUUAUAGUGUUUAGUAUAAGAGUUUUUACCAAAAUCCAGCUUGAACUGUCGACAGUACAUCACAGAACAGUAAUUUAUCACUGAAAGCCAGUCGUUGUAACCAUAAACUAACUUCCUGUGAAAAGGAAGGCACUACAGUGUUAAAACCCGCGUUCGAGGGCUGAAUGAGUGAACAAAGAGAUGACAAUAUGUACAAAGGGAAGUUAUGACUUAUGGUAAUGUUAUGCUGUUAUAGUUCGAGACUAGCAGAACACUGGAGAACGGACCGAAACAGACCCUAGACUGCACAACUUUUGUUCUUCAUGGCCCCGUUUGUAUUGCGUGUCUCCAGACUGUUUAUAUUUCAGAGUUUAAUGAUAAUAAAAGGAUUAUAUUGAUGGAGGCGAUAUAUAAAUGUUUGGUUGAAUCAAACGUAAAAAUUAUAUUUGUUAUGAAAAUAGUGUGUCACCCUCCCCUUCCCUCCACAACAUUUCCAUCGAGAUUUUUUCGCAAUGAGCGUCUCUCUACGAGCGUCCCGUUACAAAUGUUUCUCCAAGAACGCCUAUCAGAAAAAAAGCAUAACACCAAGCGUGUGCUUCAGGUACUAUUUCAUUUAUAGAGCACCCUGCCAUCUGUCGGGUACCCCUGCCUCCUGUCAAGUACUCCGCUGCUUCCAACUUAAGGAUAUUGAACAGAAACCACCGGGGAUGUUCACCAGUUUCACCUAGGAUCUUCACCAGAAACCAUCGGGAUAUUCAUCAUUUACUUAUGGUGCUUGCUUUCCCAUAUAUUAAUGCUGAAAACUAGCAUUCUACAGUAUAUAUAUA